Osmerus eperlanus (European smelt) is the source of this 2758-nucleotide messenger RNA. RefSeq names its product G protein-coupled receptor, class C, group 5, member Ba (gene gprc5ba). Gene Ontology annotation, molecular function: G protein-coupled receptor activity; protein kinase activator activity; protein kinase binding. Gene Ontology annotation, cellular component: intracellular membrane-bounded organelle; extracellular exosome; signaling receptor complex. The record is from RefSeq and is a predicted model, not a curated record. The coding region runs from base 992 to 2242 and encodes 416 amino acids. The transcript is spliced from 4 exons. Lineage: Eukaryota; Metazoa; Chordata; Actinopteri; Osmeriformes; Osmeridae. Gene Ontology annotation, biological process: G protein-coupled receptor signaling pathway.
CCCUUCCCGGACAGAUUGAAUCGAACAGCUGAGGACGCGCGUGUUCAAGCAGAAGGAUACACUAGUAUCAUCACAGCACCACGUUCUCCUGUCCUUGCUUUACCAAAAGCAGUGAAAUCGAAGCGAAGGCGAAAACUACGCACAAUUGUCGGAGUAUUAUUUGAAUUGUCAUCGAAUAUAUCGGGUUUUAUCGUGAAGCAAAGCGCCCUGAGUCCCGAAAACUAUAAGCAGAAUUGGUUGACCUGCUGUGUGAACGACCUUUUUCAGAGAGGAAUUGACAUCCGAACCCUCGGGGCAGCGUCCUGGCGAAGAUUGUUCUGAAUAGGACACGAGAGAAAGAGAGAGAAAGAGAGAGGGUGGACGAAACGAAGUCAGAGUGCUGUGGUUCAACGGUGGAGCUGUCAUGUAUUCUGCUUGUGCAGAGUGGGAUUAACAUAACGCAUGUAAUGCGGAGUGCCGAACUGUCAUACGCGGGUGAUGCAGUCAGUCGGGAGAUGUGCAGCGGGGAGAAGUGAGCGUCGACCCGGGCACUCUGCAGUGUAACAGCGAGGUAGCAGGAUUGCUGCUGGAUUCGUCAAACUGCCUGUCAACAUCGGGAUUUUCCAUUUUCUCUAAUGUCUUUUAUAUAUUUCGAUGAUUCUCGUGUAUUCAUGACAGAAGGUGUUCGUUUGGGGGAAACGCACCACUGAACAAAGGAUUUAUGAAAAGCAAUCACUAUAACCCAAUCCUGGCAUCCUAAAAGCAGUCUCGACAUAGGCUUAUUAAAUCGUUGUAAGGAAACUCCAUCUGAUCGUUCUUCUUGAACGGGUUGAACAAUUUGAUAGGGACGCAUGAAUACUUGAUCGGCCGUCGGGGGAACGUGAAUGGAGAGUGCCAACGCAGACCCAGCAAGAGGGCUCAAAUUCGAAAUGUGACAUUUUCCAAUAGCACCAAAUAAUUACACGUGCAUUCAACAAUCGUUUCAACCGAAUUUGUUUACAUCGCUGAAGACAUGGCGUUCCUCCCUAUCCUUCUCGUCCUCCUCCUCUCCGUUGCCCGGCGCGCAAGCUGCCAGGACUACGACGAGGAAGGGACUUCCUCCGUGCCGCGGGGCUGCGGCUGGGGUCUGGUCCGCCCCUACACGCUCCUAUGCGACCUGGACUCCAUCUGGGGAGUGGCCGUGGAAUCCGUGGCGGCCGGCGGCGCCCUGGCGUCCGUCCUGCUGGGCCUGGUCCUGCUGUGUCGCCUCCGCCACGUGAGCGAGGCCGAGAAGCGCAGCGGCGUGGGCCCCAUCCUCCUCCUCCUGCUGGGCAUCCUGGGACUGUUCGGCCUGAGCUUCGCCUACCUGAUCGAGCAGGACGAGCAGCUGUGCCUGCUCCGCCGCGCCCUCUGGGGCCUCCUGUUUGCCGUGUGCUUCUCCUGCCUGCUGGUGCAGGGCGUGCGCCUGCGGAGGCUGGGCCGCGAGAGGCGGAGCCCCGGCGGCUGUGCGCUGACGGGCCUGGCGCUGGGGCUGAGCGCCGUGCAGGGCAUCAUCGCCGCCGAGUGGCUCCUCCUCACCGUGCUGAGGGAGGGCCGCGCCGCCUGCCAGUACCUCCCCCUGGACUUCUCGUUGGCCUGCAGCUACGUGCUAGCCCUCCUGCUAGCCGCGCUCGCCGCCGCGGGGUUGGCGCUGUGCGGGAAGACCAGGCAGUGGCGUUGUAACGCCAUCUGGCUAUUGGUGGCCUGCCUGCUGUCCCUCCUCCUAUGGGUGGCCUGGGUGGGCUUUUAUCUCUACGGCAACGCCUGGCUGGGGAGGUCGCCUGAUUGGGACGAGCCGGCGUUGGCGAUAGCGCUUGUGGCGCAAGGUUGGCUGCUUCUGCUGUUCCACGCCGUCCCAGAGGCUCACUGCUGCCUGCGGCCCCCGCCCCAACCCACCGCCCCCGACUACUUCGACACGUCGCAGAACUCGUCCCGCAUGAGGGAGACCAGCUUCGACGAGGACAUCCCCCUGUCCCACAGGCAGUUUGUGGAGAACCAGGGAUACAACUUUGACGACAACACUGCAGGCACCUCUGCCACCUCUGCCACCUCUGUGCCAGGUCUGAGGAGCGGAGGAGGGCACCACAACGGCAACACCGGUCCCCGGCCCAGUGCCCCCUUCCGUAGCAACGUCUACCAGCCCACCGAGAUGACCAUGAUCCUGAAUGGUGGAGCGGUGAGUACACCAGCACACUCACAGGUCCCCUCCGCCCCUCCGACCUACACAGGUAGACAGCUGUGGUAAGGGGGAGGCCUGGAAGAGAGAAGAGGAAAGAAGAGGAGAGAUGAGCGAGAGGACUCACACACACACACACACACACACACACACACACACAUACACACACACACAGGAGCAGUCCUGUGGGGAGGACUUAGACAUGGAUCCCCACCUCCACCACUGUGUGUGUGAGUGUAUGUGUGUAUGGUGAGAGACUGAGCCUUUACACAUGCGUGUGUCAAUCAAUCUGGCAACCACCCCAGCUUCUGCUGGGGUGGUUGUGUGGGAAGGAGAACAGGGAAUGGAGGACAGAGCUCGUCUGAAUCUCUGAAGUGUUCUGUCAGAGAUUUAAGACUCCCUGAUAGAAAACUAAAAAAUCUAAACAUUUGGCAACACAACAGACAACAAAGCCAAAAUGGAAAAUGAACUAAAUAAAAUUGUAGCAGGACAUGACAUUGUUGGCAGUUGUGUUGUCUCCAAUUCUUUUGUUCAUCUGAGACUACGAACCACUGUAUAAUCUGUAGUAAAACUGUGAAGCCUUCC